CAGAUUUUUCUUAAAGAUAAUUUCAGUGUGUUUUUAUUUUAUUUGAUUGCUUAUUUCAUUAUCAAUACUCUGCAACUAAAACAACAGAAGGCCGGUUCCCCCCUCCUUUUUCAAGGUAUCAGGUGCAGUGAGGGUCUUCGGUAACUGGAACAAUAAUGGAAGAUGACUCAGAAGCAAGUUCUAUUGAUGUUGAAUUGAAGCAGUCUGAAAAGGAAAAUGUUGUUGAACAAGGAAGUGGAGAAGAAGAGGCUUCAUUGGAUGGGGAAUUCGUUAAGGUAGAUAAGGAAUCAUUAGAUGAAAAAGAAAGCUCAAACUUGCUCACAUCAACAGAUGAAUCAACAGUGAGCUUGAAUGCUGGGGAAUUAGAAUCAGCAAAUUCAACAUCAGAUCUUAACUUGCCCCUGGAAGGGAAAGACAGUUUCAGUUACAAGCUAAAACUGUAAAUCUGGAACUCGAACUUUUAAAUAGGAAGGAAUCAUUAGAUGGAAACGAAAGCUCAAAUUUGCUAGAACCAACAGUGAGAUUGAAUGCCGGAGAAUUUGGAUCAGCAAAUUCAGCAUAAGAUAUUAACUUGCCACUUGAAGCAGAAGACAAAGAGCAAGAACUUCAAUCUGAAACUAUAGACUCACAAAUCAAAGUCGUAGAUUCAAAGGAAUCAUUAGAGGUAAAAGAAAGCUCAAGCUUGUUUGAAACAACAGUUCAAUCAACAGAAAGCUCGAAUGUUGGGGGACUAAGAUCACCAAAUUUGGCAUCAGAUAUUAACUUGCCACUAGAAGCAGCAGACAAAGAGCUAGUGUUUCAACUUGAAAGCAUAGACCCAGAACUCAAAGUUUUAGAUUCGAAGGAAUCAUUUGAUAAAAAAGACAACUCAAAUUUGCUCGAAACAAUAAUUGAAUUGACAGCAAACUCAAAUACUGGGGAAGUAGGACCAACAAAUUCAACAUCAGGUAGUAAUUUGCCACUAGAAGAGGAAGACAAAGAUCCUGAGUUUCAACUUAAAACUGUAACCCCUGAAAUCAAAGGUUUGGAUUCCAAGGAAUCAUUAGAGGUAAAAGAAAGUUCAGACUUGCUCAAAUCAACAGUCAAAUCGACAGGAAGUUAAAAUGCAGAGGAAUUAAAAUCUGCAAAUUCAGCAUCAGGUAUUAAUUUGCCACAAGAAAUGGAAGACAAAGAGAUUGAGUUUCAACUUGGAACAGCUAACCCAGAACUCAAAUAUUCUGAAGACACAUUGUUGAGGUUGGAGGUUGAGGUAACAAAUGAUGAGAAAAUCAACAAUGAAUUUAAACUUGGGAAGGAAGUGUUGAAUGAUCAGAUUCCAAGAGCCGAACAAAGUUGCAAUUUUGAUAUUGAAGAACUCGAUGCAUUGUUAUCUGAUGGCAUAAAGCAGAAGAACAAUGUUGAUAUAAAUGAAGUAUUCAAUGCUAGCCAGUGCAAUGAGCUGAAGAUUCCAAUGGAAAAUAUUGAGAUUGAAGCAGAGUUGGCGAAGUCAGCUGGUGAUGCUCACUCAGUUGAAGAGCUCUAUAAACCUAUUGACACACAAGAAGAGUUAGAAUCAAUAAGAGCUGUGGGUCUGGAGGUUGAGGUAACAAAUGAUAGGUUAUAAAAAAGCAACAAUGAAUUUAAACUUGAGAAGUGUUGAGUGAUCAGAUUCCAGAAGCUGAACAAAGUCACAAAUUUGAUCUUGAGGAAUUCGAUGCAUUUUUAUCUAAUGACAUUAAACAACGGAACAAUGUUGAUAUAAAUGAGGCAUUCAAUGUCAGCUGGUGUGAUGAGCAGAAGACGCCAAUGGAAAAUAUUAAGGAGAUUGAAACAGAGUUGGCCAAGUCAGAUGGUGAUGUUCAUUCAGAUGAAGAGCUCUAUAAAUCUAUUUGCACACAAGAAGAGUUAGAAUCAAUAAGAACUAUGGGGCUGGAGGUUGAAGUAACAAAUGA
Zingiber officinale is the source of this 1931-nucleotide messenger RNA. RefSeq lists its product as uncharacterized. The coding region runs from base 1160 to 1603 and encodes 147 amino acids. Lineage: Eukaryota; Viridiplantae; Streptophyta; Magnoliopsida; Zingiberales; Zingiberaceae. The transcript has 2 exons. The record is from RefSeq and is a predicted model, not a curated record.